Amphiprion ocellaris (clown anemonefish) is the source of this 8902-nucleotide messenger RNA. RefSeq names its product endoplasmic reticulum metallopeptidase 1. Gene Ontology annotation, biological process: proteolysis. The transcript is spliced from 15 exons. NCBI's taxonomy places the organism in Eukaryota, Metazoa, Chordata, Actinopteri, Pomacentridae. Gene Ontology annotation, molecular function: metalloexopeptidase activity. The record is from RefSeq and is a predicted model, not a curated record. The coding region runs from base 654 to 3320 and encodes 888 amino acids.
CAUGGGAAGGUAAACGAGUUCAUAUUAAAGGAACAGUUCAACAUUUUUCAAACUACUCAUUCACCUUCUUGUAAAUUAGUGUAUUAGUUGAGAUUAUCAGUCGUGUAUCUACACUUAAUAAUAAUUAAAAAAACAAACAAACAAGCAAAUAGCCAGAUAGCUUAGCACAAAUACUGGAAACAAGUGAAAUAGCUAGCCAGAAAUUAAAAUUGUACUAAGUGUUUGUUUAUGUUUGUGUUUCACGUGGGUUUUGUGGCAGAGUAUUUCUUUGCUGGUAGUUCCAUUUUCGUGCUGUUGGCAGUUUUUAAGUCAAAUAUAGGGAGGCUAGCUGUUUCCCCCUGACUACAGUCUUUGUGCUAAGCUAAGCUAACAAGCUGCAUUGGGAAAAUUGGUUAAACUCUUCCUUUAAAGUUUCAACAAAAUUAGCCGAAGUUGCUAGUUUAUUAUGCAAUUCAUUUUAUCCUUUGCUCACAAAGGAGUGAUUAUACCAGUGUGUCUUGUGUCUGCUCUCCUCUGUUGGGGGGGUCCUUUUUUUUUUUUUCAAGCGCCCGCCCUCUCAGUCAAGUUUGUCCCUCAGCGCGAUCCGUCGGCCGUCCAGAAAAAAAGCGACGGCUGAGGGCGACACUCGCUGCUGAUGUACCGCUGGCUCAAAAAUGGAGAGCGACACCACUGUCAGGAGAAUAAAACCCUUCGGGACCCAACAUUUUGUAGCUCAGGACAACGACGGAGCCCUGGACCGGUGCGGGAAUAACGGCUACAGCGCUGACCCGAAAAGGAAGCCCGAAGUGAGCCUGUACUUGCUGCGGGAAGCGCUGGCAGCGUCCCUGGUCUCUGUGUUUAUUUUGGUGCUGUGGGGACUCGUUCAUUUGUCGUUGCAGCAGCUUGUCAUUGGGAAGCCGACCGGCGAGUUCAACGCAGUGAGAGCCAGGCAGCACUUAGAGCGGAUCACCAGCGUUGGCCCUCGGCCGGUGGGCAGCCAGGAGAAUGAGGUCCUGACAGUGGGCUACUUGUUGAAGCAGAUUGAGAACAUCCGGCUGGAGACGGCAGCAGGUCCCCAUCAGCUCACGGUAGAUGUACAACGCCCCACCGGCUCUUUCUCCAUCGACUUUCUUGGAGGCUUCACGAGUUUCUACGACCGUGUCACCAACAUCGCCGUCCGGCUCGAGCCCAAAGGUGGCACGCAGCACCUCAUGCUUGCCAACUGCCACUUUGACUCGGUGGCCAACAGUCCAGGUGCCAGUGAUGAUGCAGUGAGUUGUGCAGUGAUGCUGGAAGUCCUUCAUUCUCUGGCCAACCAGUCCUCCCCUCUUCACCAUGGCGUUAUCUUCCUCUUUAAUGGGGCAGAAGAAAAUAUACUGCAGGCCAGUCACGGUUUCAUUACCCAGCAUCCAUGGGCCAAGCAGGUGCGAGCCUUCAUUAACUUGGAGGCUGCAGGUGUUGGAGGCAAGGAGGUUGUUUUCCAGACAGGCCCAGAGAACCCGUGGCUCGUCCAGGCCUACGUUCAUGCAGCCAAACACCCCUUCGCCUCUGUGGUCGGUCAGGAGGUCUUUCAGAGUGGCAUCAUUCCCUCUGACACUGACUUCCGCAUAUACAGGGACUUUGGUAACAUCCCAGGCAUUGAUCUGGCUUUCAUUGAAAAUGGUUUCAUCUACCAUACCAAGUACGACACUGCAAACAGGAUCCUGACAGACUCGAUACAGAGAGCCGGCGACAACAUCCUGGCAGUCCUGAAGUACUUGGUAAUGUCAGAGAAGUUGGCCGACUCCUCGGAGUAUCGUCAUGGCAACAUGGUAUUUUUUGACCUGCUAGGUGUAGUUGUGGUGGCUUACCCGGCUCGCGUUGGCACCAUCCUCAACUACAUGGUAGCCACGGCCACCUUCCUCUAUCUGGCCAAGAAAGCCUCACUGCCUGGCAAUGGAGGUGGGCGCUACGUUCGAGACCUGGCCUGUGCCACGGGUGUAGCGGUGCUGAGCUGGUUCGUCACCCUGCUGUCGGUGCUGAUUGUAGCUCUGCUUGUCACUCUGCUGGGCCACUCUAUGUUCUGGUACAACCAUUUCUACGCCUCCAUCUGCCUGUACGGAGCUGCAGCCACUGGCAAGAUGAUCCUCAUCCACACACUGGCCAAGAACUUGUACUACGGGGGUGUCCGUCUGGUGGAGCUGGGAGAUCUCUACUUUGACGUGAGCCUGCUGCUGUGGUGCUGCAGCCUGGUGUGGCUCACCCAGCAGGGCCUGUGCUCAGCCUACGUGCCCAUGCUAAUGGUAGCUUUCCCCCUGGCCACCAGACUGUUGCUGGCGAAAGAAUUUAAACACAGAGGAGCAUCCGUGAAAUACAGCGUGCUCUACCUGCUGGGCCUGGCGUUGCCUUAUCUCCACUUCAUGUUCCUCAUCUGGGUGGUGUUUGAGAUUUUCACACCCAUCAUGGGCCGCAGCGGAACAGAGAUUCCUCCUGAGGUGGUGCUGGCCACCUUGGUCACCCUGGCAACCAUCUUCCUCUCCUCUUUUUUUCUGCAUUUCAUCUAUUUGGUACGGAGCACAAAGUGGAUCCUGGCUGGUCUUGGCUCAGUCUUCAUUAUCAUGUUCCUGCUGGUGUCCUGUGGCCUCUUCUUUCCUUACUCGGGCAGUCCAGACAGCCCACGACCAAAGAGAGUCUUCCUGCAGCACACAACACGGACCUUUCACAACCUCCAGGGUCAGGUGGAGAGCCGAGACUCGGGUCUGUGGAUAAACAGUUUUGACUACACGGCCAUACAGCACAUCACGCCUCACAUCCCUGAGAUCAACGACAGCAUUCGAACCCGCUGCCGGGAGGACCGACCCUUCUGCGGUUACCCCUGGUUCCUGCCUGUGAAGUUCCUCAGCAAGAAGAACUGGUACCUGCCUGCUUCGGAAGUGUCUCCAAGCUCUCCGUUGGAGUUCAGCCUGCUGUCCAGGGAGGAGACGAGCUGGGGGACGGUCAAGAUGACGUUCAGCGCGAAAGGUCCCAGCCACAUGUCUCUGUAUCUGAUGCCUCACCGAGGUGCCAACCUCUCCACCUGGUCCUUCGGGGACGGGACGCCUCAGUUCGACCUGAGCGGAGAAUAUUUUGUCUUCUAUUCACACGGCCUGAACGCCCCCACGUGGACCUUCUGGUUUGAAAUACAGCCUCCCAGAGACCCGGACCCAUCCGGCCCAGAAGGCAUGAUCUCCGUCGCCAUCUCCUCCCACUAUUUCUUUGGGGAAGACCAGAGGACUGCUCAGCUGGAGGAAAUCCUCCGAAGGUUUCCCACGUGGUCUUUCCCCUCUUCCUGGGUCAGUACCUACGACAUGUACCGAUACUGAGGAUGCCGCACAUCACAGAGGCUGAUGCCGAGGAAGACCCGAAGGGCCACAGGGGGCCCCGUCCGAGACAGACAGAGAAAACGAGAUUUCAAGGAACAAUACCGAGGACCGGCCCUGCCGCCUUUUCACUCCGACUCGCACAAACAACACACUCUAACACACACACUCACGCUCCGUCCCAGCCUCCUGAGAGACCCCUAUCACUGUGUCAGUAGGCUUAGUAGCUAACCGAGCAGGGCGACAUGCAGAAACAUGCCAGAGGUAAGCAGACCAGCCGGCUUCCAGACCGACGCACUGGCUACCACAAGCCUCGUGCUCACUCCUGGGUUAGUGAAACGAAGGGGUUACGUUUUUUUUUUUUCUUUUUUCUACUCAAUCUGUUGUGCCUUUGCUUUUCUUCACUCCCUUCCUCACUUUCUCCUUUCGCUCAGUUCCUCCCAUGUUCUUCCUCUCACAUGCUAACACUCUUCCUGAAUGAUUAACAUCGCAUGGCAACCCCUCCUCCCCUCCCCUGCUCUCUGCUUAUCAGCAAACCACUCGGGCCAUUGUCAGACUAGUCGUGUCUCUGGCUUCCUCUGCAAAACUAACACCACUAGCACCCUCUGCACUAUCGGUGUAGUAACACAGUGAUGGAAAUAAGUGGGAUAGGAAACAAAAGCCUGCUUCUGUUUUCAUGCCUCUUCUGGCUUCAACUGGAAACUUUGACACUUUGAAAGUCACUUUUCAUCGACAUGCACUUUGUUCUAUUACAAGCAGAUAGUUUGCUGCAUUAGCUGCUGAGUUAAACUGCUUGUUAUCAUUCCUUACUAACACCACUGGUUUGAAGCAGGUUGUAUCUGUGUUUUAAUGAGGAAUGUCAACAUCUGCUCCUAAAGACGAUGCAGGAAACUGUGCUUGUUAAACUAAAACCGAAGCUGAAAUCAAAGUGUCAAGGUGUCCUUUAUAGAGCAGUUUUUCUCAAAUCUGGAGGGCAUCUUUUCUGACAUUUUAAAGAGUUUAUAGCUGGAUGUAUUUCAGCAAAGGUGUAAUUUUCAUUUUGGGUUUGGCAAAAUGACAAUUCACAAGGAAACAAGGACAAUCCUGUGAUUUAAAAUUAUCCUCCGAGCUUUGCAGAUGACUGGAUGGGAAACCAGCAGUGCAGCUCCACAGUCAUAAACUGCAUCGGUCACCUCGUUCUGUUCCUCACGGAGGUGAUGCUCAUUUACAUUUGCUCUUACUGUAAUAAUAAUGCUACUUUUUAAAAACUUGACUAUGCCAAGAGCUGUCUCCAGCAGCACCAAUGACCGUCUCCUGCUUACUGAAAGAAAAAUAGAGCUGCAGUAAUGAUUUUUUUUUCAGGCUGACUGAAUCGGUUAUUUUUCCAAUAUGAUGAAUCAUUUCUGUCAUUUGUCAAGUAGAAACGCCAGAAUUCUCCAGCUUUUCAUCCAUGAGAAUUUUAUCUGGCUGUGUUUCUCAUAUAUGAUAGCAAAAGAAAUAUGUCUGAGAAUCUGGGAUGUGUAUUUUUUUUGACUAUUUUUUGGCAUUGCUUCGAGAAUAUAAUCAGGAAUCUGACUAGCACUGGAAAUAAUCAUUAGCUGCAGCCCUAAAAGAAAGUCAUCCAGACAUGUAAGUGCACAUCUUGGCUCCAGAGGGAGACAAUGCAGUAAUAUCGAUCAGAAAAAAGGAGAAAAAAGGAUGCUGUUUUAUUUUAUGGCCUGUAAUUAUCUGAAAUGGCCUUUAGUAGUUAAAAGCUAGAAAAUAGAAACAAUAUUCAAUCAGUAUAAUUUCGUUAAUAUCCGUGCAAAAAAAAGUGAAAUGAGUCUAAACACGCACAAGAAGAGAAGGGUUUCUAGUAAUCAAUGAAUAUGUGUGGAGCUUGUUUUUGAUAUGAAUUCCUAUUUCCCCCAUUAUUGGUACUAAAUUGCACAGUUAUUUUCAAGAAAUUUGUUAGACUUUAUUAGUUACAAACUCAUAACAUGCAUUGUUACCCAAAACGGUUAUUUAGAAAUAUAUAUUUCUGAAAUUCUUUUUGUCACUUUCAUCUUUAUUAGAUUGAUUAAGUCAAGAGUGUCUGGAUAUGCGAGAAAACAAGGAGUAAAGAUCUGGAGCAACUGGGAAUUGAUUUGAGAUAAAAUCCAGAUAAAUCCCGAAGAAAUUCUGUUAUAGCUUACCAGAAUGUAAAAGUAACAAAGUAAUGUAACAGGAAAGCGUUGCCCCUGAUGGUAGUUUGUAAAGUUAGACUAACACAGCAAACUGAAGAAUUAAUUUUAGGGAUGCUCUGUUUAAUUAUUUGCCGUUAAUGACUUAACCGAUUAAAAAUAUAUUAACCAACAGAACGUCCGUGUCAGAAAAUGUGUUCUACAUUAAUUGUAGUACCUGGGUGAGCCACCAGGUGGAAUGGACUUCAGUAGUUAAAAGCUAGAAAAUAGAGACAAUAUUCAAUCGAUUCAGUGUUCAAUUGGCAAGUGUUUUCCCUGAUGGUAUCCUCAUAGUUAUUUACUAACAUAGUGGAGCCUCUUACUGCUUAACACUGAGGAGGCGUCUAUCGGAUUAACAGCAGUUCUGUGUUUAUAAACAGGAAACAUUGUGGGAGUUUAGCUAGUAAAGGUCCACCAUGAGAAAGUCUUCUGUGAUCCUUAAUGCUUAUUAUUGGUUGAGAAGUUUGUUUCAAAAUUUGCAUCCCUAGUUUAUUUCAUUUUCUCCCUUUUGCUGAAAUGUAUCUCAGAAUGUAAAACUCCGCAUUGGUGCUGCUGGAUAGAGCCUUCAGUAGAAACCGUGUUCGUCUCGUAUUUGUUCUGUGUCGCUACAUUUUCUCCCGUUUCAUGUGGAGCUGCAUCUUUUUGUCUCGAACCCAAGUAUUGCAACCACAUAGUCCGACACUGUAACACAACGUUACAGCCAGCGUCACCACUACCUCCACAGCGAUCAAACUGCAGAUAUUAAAGCUCUUGGAUUGAAUGUUAUUGCUGGAAAGAUUUAGAUCAUAUUUAGCCAACUACGGUUAACUAAAUGUUAUAGAGAGAGAUUAUGUUUGUGUGUGGGCUACCUCUGUUUCCGUAUUGUUUUCAUGGAUCGCCUACUGUAUCCGUGUAUUCAGAGAGUCAGGAUGACUGUCCCCCCUCCCUGCCUUCAGUCCCACACACUGAUGAUGAGUGUGUUUGUUUCUUGUUGGUAGUUGUUAAAACUCGGGAGAUCAACUGAGCAGAAGCGCUCAUCUUUCGUCCACAUUCUGUUGAGGUUUCGUCGUCAUCCAUGUCGUCCAUUCGGCUGCAGUCACACAAAAAUGAGAAAUUACACGAAAGGAGGCCUUAAAGUUUCGCUUCCAAAGAUACACAAAAUGUUUACCGUUGUGGACACGAACAUCUCAGUGGUCUUAAAAGCUAUCAAGUGCCGCACAGUUUAGCGUUUUUCUGUAAAUGAUUUUCUGUCCUAGAAGGUUUCAGAGUCGACAUCCGUCGCAGCAGAUGGUCCCACUGUGCUCUUUCUCUUUAUGCAUCCGAUGAGCAAAACUGGAAAUCAUAGAGGAUGAUUUCAAGCCAUCAAGUUGGUGGGCAAACGUUCCAGAUAAGCAGACUGAUGAAAACUAACUCACCACACGGUUAAAUCUGUAGCUAUUCUGGAGCUUUUGAUUGCAUUUCUCAGUCUUCCUCAACAGAUAUCAUGAAGUGAGAUUUAAAAUUUCUUCUUUAGAUGACUGGAAGAUGGUGUGAUGCAGUCAGAAACUCUCCCUGUGGUUGUUUUUGUCGGAUGAUCUUAUUGGCUGGCUGCAGUGAAUGUGUCAGGCCUCAGUGUCCCUUCAAAAAGCAAAAUGUACAAACUACAUCUGAUCUAAUGGAUUCUGACUCUAAGACAAGAAAAGAAGAAAUUUAAAUUUAGUCGACCGGUGAAAUAUGAAGUUGUAGAGAUUUGAUGUGUGAAGUGUUUUUUUUUCUCCUUAAAGGACGAUGCCUUUAUUUUUUUUAACCAUUUGCAUACUUCACAUCCCCGUACUGUACGUUUGACAAGAACUGAAGCAGACGUGUGGUUUAAUUUGGAUUUAAAACACAUUUCAGGUGGAUUUGCAUAUCAUAUAGAAAUAAAUAGAAACCAACAGCCCCCUGCUGGAAAGCUAAAUGUACAAAAACGCUGAUCUUUUCCUGUAAUCAGCAACCCCUGACUCUGUAGGAGAUGCUGCUGUGUAAAGUCCAGCAGCUGAUCAGACGGCCAGAUGUUUCUGCAGCUGGCCAGAUGUUUCUGCAGCUGGCCGGCUCACACCUGCACCAGUCAGCAGCAGGGUCACUGAGGUUUCCACCGACGGGUUUGAAGCAGGUUAAUCUGUGUUCGACGGAGCCUCAUUGUUGGUGUCGUCGGAGCAGCAGCGCUCUGAGAUGUCAGUCAGGAAUCUUCUCACAACAAAGGAAAAUAUGUUUUUUCUUGACUCUGAUUGGGGGGAUUGUCUUUGUGAACGUUACAAGCUGACAACAGAGUGAAGUCUUGAGUCGAGCCCCCUGGUAGACGUGUGGCUGUGCAGUGCAGUGGAUCAGAUGUUAUAAAUGACAGGAGAUGGAUCUAUUCACUUGUAUAGAAAGUGCUUCAAAUGCAGAGUCUAUUAGAGGAAAAAAAGCUUUGUUAACUAAUGUAAAUUAAUAUUUUUCUAAGUGGCGAAGUAGUGCUUGAUUUUUUUUUCCUUUUUGUUAGAGAAUGAACGAAAGAAAUGCAGAUUAGUUGAUAAAUUCAGCUCGUUUCUGACCACCAAUGCCAGACUUACCGACCAUUUCAGUGCGAUACUUCUACUCAUGUCUAUCGUUCUAACUUUAAACGGAAGAAGAACUGCUGUAAACGUGGGACAGAGCGGGGAGGUGUUCGACAUAAACGCUGUGAAAAGGCUCAUCCUACACUGUUGGUGCUCCCGCUGUUAGACUAAAGCUUCCACCGAGUGCUGCUAGAGCUUUAAAAUACAAACUCUUUUUUUUUUUUUUUUUUUGAGGAUAAAGUGACAUUUUUGCGACAGUUAAAUGUAUUAAUGCAACUCUGUUCAGACUGAGAGGCUGACCAAGCACUGCACAGUGUGUUUUUGUCGACGAGAACAAACUCACACUUUGGACGUAGCUUUAUCUCCAUCAGUCGUUCACACGGUUUCCAUAUCAGGUCAAGAAUUAAACUGUUGAACUGAAAUGUCUUCUGGGAUACACGUUGAAAUGUCUUAAUGUUGAAGGAUGUUCUUCAUUUUCUUUUGUUUUUUUAAAAAAUAUAUAUUGUUUUUAUCGUUAACUGAACUGUGUGUCCACUCAUGUCUGUUUCUCUGUUUUGUUCUGAAAGUUAAAUUAAGAUGUUUUUACACAAAACUGAUCAGAUUGUUUUUUUUUUGUUUUUUGUUUUUUUGAUUGACACAUAACAUUUCUUCUUUUGGAAUUAUGUUGGAGUUUUUUUGUUUAAAAAAAAAAAAGAAAAUCACAUUUGUCUUGUUAGUUGGAAGCUGGUGAUCGAUUUAACUCUUGUGAUUAUUGGGAUUGAUCUGGUAAACAGGGUAUCCAUGUAGUGAAUGGACGGGAUGAUUUUACAUUAUGCAAAAAGCUUGAAUUAAUUUAGCACUUGUACAGCAAUUAAAAAUGCUUCUUACGUUA